AUGUCAGCCGGCUACCCGAGCGAAGCAUCUGCAUCGAAGGAAGAGCUCCAGGUUCAGGUUCUGGGGCUGCAUGGAGACGGAUUCAACUUGCAAGUGCUCACAGGCUCUGAGCUUCGAAAGAUGAUUCGGGACCGACUUCCAUGCAAAGAUGGAGCAAGAGUCUCAGUGCUGAGAGGAACUGAGAAGCUGUCACUGAGGAAGACUCUGACCGAACAAGGUCUUGCACCAGGGCAAUCACUCUCUUUGUCCUACACUUAUGAGGCAGUCGACCUGCAGGACCCGAGCGAAGACGGUCGGGUCUUCCACCAGUACAUCGAGGUUUGGUUGAGAUCAGAUGGAGACGGGACCCUGAAUGAGCCCAAGUGCUGGUGCUCAUUUCCAAGCGCAAAGGCAGCAGUCGCUGUGCAAUCGGUGUUCAACGGAGUUUGCCACAAGAAACGCUGGGAGCUUGUCACCUUUCUUCUUUUAUUUCACCCAGUUUGUAGUUUUAUCGGCCGAAGAUAG
This is a messenger RNA of Durusdinium trenchii, 504 nucleotides long. NCBI's taxonomy places the organism in Eukaryota, Dinophyceae, Suessiales, Symbiodiniaceae. The record is from the annotation of a GenBank genome assembly.